This is a messenger RNA of Uncinocarpus reesii 1704, 1542 nucleotides long. RefSeq lists its product as uncharacterized. Gene Ontology annotation, cellular component: endoplasmic reticulum lumen. The record is from RefSeq and is a predicted model, not a curated record. Gene Ontology annotation, biological process: retrograde protein transport, ER to cytosol; endoplasmic reticulum unfolded protein response. Bases 1 to 1542 code for a protein of 513 amino acids. The transcript is spliced from 2 exons. NCBI's taxonomy places the organism in Eukaryota, Fungi, Ascomycota, Eurotiomycetes, Onygenales, Onygenaceae.
AUGGGCCGCCGCACACGCGCAUCGCUAGCAGCCUUCAUAGCGUAUGCGGCUGUUGGAGCAUUCGGGGAGAAACCCUUUCGUGUUCAGGACGAUGUGCUUGGAUUUCCGCAGUAUGAGAUACACUUCCCCGACGAAUACGUUCUAGCGGAUGAUGCCUAUCCAAAAUUACAGGAAUCUUUGAUCGCCAGAGCCCAGGGCGCGUCAUCCUCUCCGCCAUCCCACUCACCGACAUCUUCGUCUGUCGCCGGCCAGCAGGGUUAUACUGAGCUGUCACAACAGGUGCUAUCCCGCGAUGGGCCCAAAGGGGAGAAUACCGGUGAACCAGUUUCGCUGCCUGAAACCGAUGGCUCGAUGGAAACCUAUGAAGAAAUGGUCAUAAGUGGCCAGAGGUUCCUUUGCGGCAUCCCUAGAACUCAUACCCCUGCCAACAAUACAACUAGCUCAGAAGGUAGAUCUGAUGCAGACCAAGAAAAGGAAUUGGCAAAAGCGACGGAUAGGGGACUAGAGCUACUCCGAGAUAUGGAAGGACGUUGCAUGUACUAUGCGGCCGGCUGGUGGUCAUAUUCCUUUUGCUACAUGAACCAGGUCCGCCAAUUUCAUGCUUUAUUACCCGGUAGUGGCGCGCCGGUUUAUCCUCCUACCGAGGAUCCAACUACGCAGUCGUACGUACUCGGCAGGUUCCGCAAAGCGAAACCUGACGGAAAACGCGAGAGUCGCAAAAAAUCUACGACGGAGAUUGCGACGCGUCAAGCAGACGGGGACUCCCGGUACCUUGUCCAGUAUCUUGAAGACGGAACACCCUGCGACCUCACGGGAAGAAAUCGGAAGAUCGAAGUUCAAUUCCAUUGCCACCCGCAGUCGACUGAUCACAUUGGCUGGAUUAAAGAGGUGACGACCUGCUCAUACUUGAUGGUGAUUUAUACGCCUCGUCUUUGCAACGAUAUAGCGUUUCAACCUCCCCGGGAAGAUGAGCCCAAUGCCAUCAAAUGCCUAGAAAUUAUUUCCCCUGGGCUGGUUCCUGAGUGGGAAGAUAGAAAACGGGCACGAUUACAGCAAGCACUUAGUGAAUCUGCUUCGGACGCUUUGCCAAUCAUCGGAGAUAUUGAGGUUGGAGCAAUGAAACUUGUGGGCAAAGAAGGAAGGAGAAUCGAAAAGGGUAGGGUUGUAUCUAUUGGAGAGGAGAAAAUUGAAGUUGUCGCAAUAAGUGAAAAGGGAGAGAUACAGCGACUAUCGAAGGAGGAGCUCAAGAAGUAUAAUCUAGAUCCGGAAAAGAUUGAGGCCCUCAAGAAACAGUUGGAAGAAAUAGCAGGUGGCAAAGAUUGGAAAAUGGAGGUAGUGGAUGCGAAUGGACAAAGGGGACUACGCGGAAUCAUUGAGGCGGAUGACGACGAGGAGAGUGACAGCACGCCGAAACCAGGCAAAGACCAAAAGGACUCUAAGAGACAGGGGAAACAAGAAAAGAAGCAAGCCAAAGCGCGGGCAGAUGAGGAUACAGACGCCGCUGAAAACGGGAGCGAUGAAACAUACAAGGAAGAACUCUGA